UUGACGCACUGCGUAUGACGUUAUCGGCAAACUCCUCUUUUUCUCCUCAGCUUCAUCGCAGAAGGUCCUUCUCUCGGUUCCAUCAUGGCGAACGUUGCUGAUACUAAAUUAUAUGACAUCCUCGGGGUAUCCGCCACGGCCAACGAAAACGAGCUCAAAAAGGCAUACCGGAAAUUGGCUAAAGAAUAUCAUCCUGAUAAGAAUCCAAAUGCAGGGGAUAAGUUUAAAGAAAUAAGCUUUGCUUAUGAAGUACUUUCCAACCAAGAGAAACGAGAACUGUACGACCGCUAUGGGGAGCAGGGAUUGCGGGAAGGUGGUGGAGGAGGGGCCGGAAUGGACGAUAUAUUCUCCCACAUAUUUGGUGGGGGCCUGUUUGGGUUCAUGGGUGGCCAGAGCAGGAACCGCAAUGGAAGACGAAGAGGUGAAGAUAUGGUUCACCCACUCAAGGUAUCAUUGGAAGACCUGUAUAAUGGAAAGGCAACUAAACUACAACUAAGCAAGAGUGUUCUCUGUGCUUCCUGUAAUGGCCAGGGUGGCAAAUCAGGAGCUGUCCAGAAAUGUGCAGCUUGCAGAGGACGUGGUAUGCGUAUCAUGAUCAGACAGUUAGCCCCGGGAAUGGUUCAACAAAUGCAGUCUGUGUGUACUGACUGUAAUGGUGAAGGUGAAGUUAUCAAUGAAAAGGAUCGCUGUAAAAAAUGUGAGGGUAAGAAAGUGAUCAAAGAAGUAAAAAUCCUUGAGGUUCAUGUAGACAAAGGCAUGAAACAUGGACAGAAGAUUACUUUUGCUGGAGAAGCUGACCAGGCUCCUGGUGUGGAACCUGGGGACAUUGUCCUUGUAUUGCAAGGAAAAGAGCAUGAGACAUUUAGGCGAGAGAGCAACGACUUGCAUAUGACCCACAAGAUUGGCCUUGUUGAAGCACUUUGUGGAUUCCAGUUUACGUUGAAACACCUGGAUGGACGACAGAUUGUGGUCAAGUACCCCCCUGGAAAAGUUAUUGAGCCAGGUUCUCUGCGGGUGGUGCGAGGUGAAGGCAUGCCACAGUAUCGCAACCCAUUUGAAAAGGGAGACCUGUAUAUUAAAUUUGAGGUAGAGUUCCCAGGGAACAAUUGGAUAAGCCCAGAAAAGUUAAUGGAACUUGAGGAUUUUCUCCCGUCUAGAGCAGAGGCACCAACUAUUUGUGGAGAUUCAGAAGAGGUAGACCUUCAGGAUUAUGAUACAAGUCAUGGUUCAUCUGGUGGGCAGAGACGUGAAGCUUACAAUGAUAGCUCUGAUGAUGAAAGUGGGCACCACGGUCCUGGUGUACAGUGCGCACACCAGUAAACCCUUGAGAGAAAAAAAGGGUUUGUUUCAGAUUUCAUGAGCAACCCAGAAUGUAUCUAAUGGACAUUUUAUUUUUGCUCUGUGUAACUUACAUUUGUCAUAGUAUUUACAGAGUUAAUAUAAACUAACAGUAAAUGCAGGUGUUUUGCCUCGAACUCAGUACUUUUGUCACAAGAGCUUUGAGUAGGGGAGAGAAAUCCUAAAGGACAUUCACCAUCACAUUUUUAGGUUUCUGUGUUUGUGUCUUUUUUUUUUUUUUUUUUUAAACCAGUUUGUGUAGAUUUUGUAUUCUUUCUAUUUUAAAAUAAAAAAACAUCUUGUGUUCAACUUGUAUUGGCUGCAGUCACACAAGCUGCUGUUCUAAAACAGACUAUACAGUUUCAUAGUUUGUAAGCUCUAAACCCAGGUGUAUAUUAGAACGCUUUUGUUUUUGUGCACUGAAUUUACUUUUGUGUAAAGUUUUUGGAGUUGUUAAAUAAUUUAAAUGUACUGGGCUAUACAGCAUUUCAUUUGAAUGGGGUCUUCACUUCAUAUUCCCCCUGCAUUUUGAAUUUGAAACCUGUUUUGAGUCCUGUAGUUGCUGCAUUUCCUAGCCUUUUAAAUAGAAAUUCAAACGUAUUACUUCUGUACUGUAGUGGGCUUGUACAAAGUCACCACUACCUGAAAUUUUAAAUACGUAAUAAGUUCCAUGUAAAAAUCAAAGUAUUCUCUUGACGGUAAAGAUUAUACCUUUUCUUAUUCUACAUGUUCUCUAGGUUUUUUUUUUAUGCAAGUAGCAGUAAAUAUUCAUCUAUCACCUUAGAAGAUUUCUAGCGCUUUAGAUGUUAAAUGUCAUUGAGCAUUUCCCUCCCUUAUAAGCAGAUCACUUGUGGUGGAGUUAUCAAAGUUAUGAAAACUGGACAAUUCCUGGUGUUAAUGAAUAUGUUAACCCAAAGAAAAAUGCAUUUUGAAAGAAAACUGCAGAUUAUAUUUUGCAUUUAUCCAGAUGUAGAAGCCUGUUCUGUAGAACAAGAUAUUGUGUCUGAUCAAAAUUCUCAGUGUUGAUGCAGAUGUUUGUUCAUGUUUACUUGUUGUACAAUAAAAACAAAUCUGUGACA
Molecule: messenger RNA, 2417 nt
Organism: Acipenser ruthenus (sterlet)
Lineage: Eukaryota; Metazoa; Chordata; Actinopteri; Acipenseriformes; Acipenseridae
Product: dnaJ homolog subfamily A member 2-like
Exons: 9
Coding region: 85-1320 (411 amino acids)
Biological process (GO): protein refolding; response to heat
Cellular component (GO): cytosol; cytoplasm
Molecular function (GO): ATP binding; Hsp70 protein binding
Source: RefSeq, a predicted model, not a curated record